This is a messenger RNA of Rotaria sp. Silwood1, 360 nucleotides long. The record is from the annotation of a GenBank genome assembly. NCBI's taxonomy places the organism in Eukaryota, Metazoa, Rotifera, Eurotatoria, Philodinida, Philodinidae.
AUGGCCAGCAAACAAAUAUUAUCAUCAAUUAGAAAAAAUCAAAACUUAUGUGAAAUAUCUAAUGAAUAUCCUUCAUUGAUACGAUGUGUUACUCCUCGUCAUCUAUGUACAUGUGUCAAACAGAAAAUUUCUGGUAAAACUCAUAUAGAUGAAUUAUCGAACAAAGAAAUAGAUCAACAUAGUAAACAAAAUGAAAAAGAUUCAAAAGAAAAUUCAAAAAAUGCCAAAGAACAAAUAGAAUCAAUUGAAUUAUUUCAACAAGAAGAAAUAAAUGAUAAACUAUAUAAAAAACGUCGAUAUCAAUUAAGAAGAACAAAGGAUUAUGAUGAUGACAAAGAAAAAGACAAUACAAAUGAAUAA